Molecule: messenger RNA, 597 nt
Organism: Merops nubicus (carmine bee-eater)
Lineage: Eukaryota; Metazoa; Chordata; Aves; Coraciiformes; Meropidae
Gene: MADCAM1
Product: mucosal vascular addressin cell adhesion molecule 1
Biological process (GO): leukocyte tethering or rolling; integrin-mediated signaling pathway; positive regulation of lymphocyte migration
Cellular component (GO): membrane
Molecular function (GO): integrin binding involved in cell-matrix adhesion
Source: RefSeq, a predicted model, not a curated record
GGCAGCCCAGUGCCAAGCUGGCGGUGACGCCACCGGAGCCAGGUGCCAUAAGGGCGCUCAUGCCAUACGGGGGCUCGGUGCAGCUGAACUGCUCCCUGGCUUGCACGGGGGGCACGGUGCAGUGGAAGGGACUGGACACCAACCUGGGCAGCAUCAGCUCCUUCCCCACCCACAGCAUCCUGCACAUCAGCGGCGCCGUGGUUGCCAUGGCAGGCACCAAGAUCUGCCUGGGGAACUGCCACGGGAAGCUCUACCAGCACGCUGUUCACCUGAAGGUCUAUGCACUCCCAGACAGGCUGUGGCUGGCGGCAGAGCCCCAUGCCCUGGAGCCGGGGCAGCCGGGCAGCCUGCGCUGCUCAGCCCGGGGGAUUUACCCGCUCACGGGGCUGGGGCUCACCUGGCACCGGGGGGACCAGGCGCUGGAGGGCACAAGCUUCGAUGCCACAGAGACCGAUGAGGAGCUGUUUGACAUCGUGUCCACACUGCCGGUGGCAGGAGAGGAGGUGGGAGAAGGGGUGGAGUUCACGUGCAAGGUGACGCUGAGCAUCGGGCAGGAGACCUUCACCCGGGUGGCAUCUGUAGCCGUGAGCACCAGGG